Molecule: messenger RNA, 2509 nt
Organism: Pan troglodytes (chimpanzee)
Lineage: Eukaryota; Metazoa; Chordata; Mammalia; Primates; Hominidae
Gene: ADH1C
Product: alcohol dehydrogenase 1C
Exons: 9
Coding region: 984-2249 (421 amino acids)
Biological process (GO): retinoic acid metabolic process; retinol metabolic process
Cellular component (GO): cytosol
Molecular function (GO): zinc ion binding; all-trans-retinol dehydrogenase (NAD+) activity
Source: RefSeq, a predicted model, not a curated record
AUGCUACCUUUAUGAGCUGUAACACUCAUGGCAAAGGUCUGCAGCUUCACUCCUGAAGCCAGCAAGACCAUGAAUCCACCAGGAGGAACAAACAGCUCUGGACGUGCCAUGUUUAAGAGCUGUAACACUCACUGUGAAGGUCUGCAGCUUCACUCCUGAAGUCAGUGAGACCAUGAAGCCACUGGGAGGAAUGAACAACUCUGGACAUGUCACCUUUAAGAGCUCUGACACUCACUGUGAAGGUCUGCAGCUUCUGGACACAAUACUAUUCAUUCUCACCUUAAAGACGAGGAAACUAAGGCAAAGAAUAGUCAACUAAUAAGUCCAAGUAUACAGAGCUGCUAAGGAAUAGUCUGUCUGAUCCCAAAGGCUGUGUCAUAACCGCUUCCCUAUACUGCCUCUCAGCAGAGGUAAGAGUCAAGUUUUAUUCAUCACUGCCACCCCAUCAGCCCCAGCUUAGUGCCUGACACAGGGAGAUGCUCAAUCAAUGCUGAUUGUUAUUGAGUGGACUAGAAAUGCAAGGCACAGUGAGCCCCUUUGCUGUGACUGAUGGGGUGUCUGAUUUUCUGCUAUAAAGAGAAGGAGAGUGCUGUAUCAAACACACUCCUCUGGCUCCUAGCUCUCUCUGUUUCACUUUGUUUAUCCCAUUUCCCUACUCCUCCUCCUUCGUAACUGCACCAUGUGGAUUCAAAAUUGCAGCUUAGUGCAGACAAAGGGAAAACGGAAUUCUGAAUGACCCCAAAGGGAAAACUGAACUCUGAAUGACCCCUGUGGGUUUGAGAGAAGAGAAGCAGGAACUUGAGAGAGGAGGAAGAGAGAAAGUAAUUAAAAUGUAUUGUUUUAACUUAAUAUUUAACCGAAUGAUAGCAAAAUCUUAUCUGAAGUUGGAAAAGUCAAGGUUUUGAGUGCUGGUUCGGUGCCCAUUUCUUUAUGAUUUGAUAGUCUGAGAAGAAUACAAUGGGUGUGGCUUAAAAACCUAGAUCAUGUGUGUAGUUGGAAUUGGGUGUUAUAUGAGCAAACAAAAUAAAUACCUGUGCAACAUACCUGCUUUAUGCACUCAAGCAGAGAAGAAAUCACAAGUACUCACCAGCCUCCUGGUCUGCAGAGAAGACAGAAUCAAUAUGAGCACAGCAGGAAAAGUAAUCAAAUGCAAAGCAGCUGUGCUAUGGGAGUUAAAGAAACCCUUUUCCAUUGAGGAGGUAGAGGUUGCACCUCCUAAGGCUCAUGAAGUUCGCAUUAAGAUGGUGGCUGCAGGAAUCUGUCGUUCAGAUGAGCAUGUGGUUAGUGGCGACCUGGUGACCCCCCUUCCUGUGAUUUUAGGCCAUGAGGCAGCCGGCAUCGUGGAAAGUGUUGGAGAAGGGGUGACUACAGUCAAACCAGGUGAUAAAGUCAUCCCGCUCUUUACUCCUCAGUGUGGAAAAUGCAGAAUUUGUAAAAACCCAGAAAGCAACUACUGCUUGAAAAAUGAUCUAGGCAAUCCUCGGGGGACCCUGCAGGAUGGCACCAGGAGGUUCACCUGCAGCGGGAAGCCCAUCCACCACUUCGUCGGCGUCAGCACCUUCUCCCAGUACACGGUGGUGGAUGAGAAUGCAGUAGCCAAAAUUGAUGCAGCCUCGCCCCUGGAGAAAGUUUGCCUCAUUGGCUGUGGAUUUUCGACUGGUUAUGGGUCUGCAGUCAAAGUUGCCAAGGUCACCCCAGGGUCUACCUGUGCUGUGUUUGGCCUGGGAGGGGUCGGCCUAUCUGUUGUUAUGGGCUGUAAAGCAGCUGGAGCAGCCAGAAUCAUUGCUGUGGACAUCAACAAGGACAAAUUUGCAAAGGCUAAAGAGUUGGGUGCCACUGAAUGCAUCAACCCUCAAGACUACAAGAAACCCAUCCAGGAGGUGCUAAAGGAAAUGACUGAUGGAGGUGUGGAUUUUUCGUUUGAAGUCAUCGGUCGGCUUGACACCAUGAUGGCUUCCCUGUUAUGUUGUCAUGAGGCAUGUGGCACAAGUGUCAUUGUAGGGGUACCUCCUGAUUCCCAGAACCUCUCAAUAAACCCUAUGCUGCUACUGACUGGACGCACGUGGAAAGGAGCUAUUUUUGGAGGCUUUAAGAGUAAAGAAUCUGUCCCCAAACUUGUGGCUGACUUUAUGGCUAAGAAGUUUUCACUGGAUGCAUUAAUAACAAAUGUUUUACCUUUUGAAAAAAUAAAUGAAGGAUUUGACCUGCUUCGCUCUGGAAAGAGUAUCCGUACCGUCCUGACGUUUUGAAACAAUACAGAUGCCUUACCUUGUAGCAGUUUUCAGCCUCCUCUACCCUACAUGAUCUGGAGCAACAGCUAGGAAAUAUCAUUAAUUCUGCUCUUCAGAGAUGUUAAAAAUAAAUUACACGUGGGAGCUUUCCAAAGAAAUGGAAAUUGAUGGGAAAUUAUUUGUCAAGCAAAUGUUUAAAAUCCAAAUGAGAACUAAAUAAAGUGUUGAACAUCAACUGGGGAAUUGAAGCCAAUAAACCUUCCUUCUUAACCAUUCAA